AUGACGACGUAUGCAAAGCUCAUGGAUGACCCGAUAGGAAUUACGAAGAGAAAGAAAAACCCGAAAAUUAGAAUAGGAACAUGGAAUGUUCGAGGAACAUAUAGCGAAGGAAAACUCAAACAAAUAGUUCAAGAAUUACAAAGGUAUAAUAUAGAUGUAGCAGCGAUACAAGAGACGAAACCAAAAGGCAAAUUCAUCACUGAAAUAGACAACUACAUAUUACUUAAUAGCGGAAUUGACAACAGAGAACUAGGAACAGGAUUCAUGGUGAAGAAGAGCCUGAAAGGAGCAGUAAUUACCUUCAAACCAAUCUCAGAAAGAAUGAGCUAUAUAAGAUUGAGAAGUAAGUACAGGAAAAUAAGCCUACUGAAUAUACAUGCACCGACUGAAGACAAAGAUCUAGAAGUAAAAACAGAAUAUUACGAAGAACUAGAAGGAGAAUAUGUGAAAAUACCAAAGCAUGACAUUCAAAUGGUUAUAGGAGACGCCAACGCAAUGAUAGAUAAAUAG
Molecule: messenger RNA, 510 nt
Organism: Zophobas morio
Lineage: Eukaryota; Metazoa; Arthropoda; Insecta; Coleoptera; Tenebrionidae
Product: craniofacial development protein 2-like
Exons: 1
Coding region: 1-510 (169 amino acids)
Molecular function (GO): catalytic activity
Source: RefSeq, a predicted model, not a curated record